UUCGCGCUGUCAUAUGUGGACGUGUGUGUGGCUUGUGCUUCUUGUUUAAUGCUAAUUACCACAUGGAGGUAAGUGAUUUUACUUCCUUGAUGUUUGUACUCCAGAAUUUUUAGGGAAACAUUCGCGCCCUGUUUCAGCUGUGAUGAAAUCCGUUAAAUAAGCUCAAUUUAGGAAAAUUUACAGGCAACAGUGCCGAAUGAUACUCCGAUCAACUUUGGACAAUCAAAAAACGUAUAUGUGUUCUCAUAUAGUCUUCGAUAGCUUAUAAAUAGCCUCAGUGAGUGAUUUAACGUGUGAUACAGUUAGAAUUUAGGGCUCAAAACACUGCAGUCAAGCAGCAGUUACGAAUGAUACCCCUCAGGUUUUAAGCUCGGAUCAAGUUACAACAACCGAAAGACGUUUUCCUGAUCUUGUGCAGCUUUCGAUAGCUUAUACAAGCAUCAAUAAGUGAUUUAACGUGUGAUAGUUGGAAUUUAGGGCUCAAAACACUGCAGUCAAGCAGCAGUUACGAAUGAUACCCCUCAGGUUUUAAGCUCCGCUCAAGUUACAACAACCGAACGACGUUUUCCUGUUCUCGUGCAGCUUUCGAUAACUUAUAAAAGCCUCAGUGAGUGAUUUAACGUGUGAUAGUUAGAAUUUAGGGCUCAAAACCCUGCAGUCAAGCAGCAGUUACGAAUGAUACCCCUCGGGUUUUAAGCUCGGAUCAAGUUACAACAACCGAAAGACGUUUUCCUGAUCUUGUGCAGCUUUCGAUAGCAUAUACAAGCAUCAGUAAGUGAUUUAACGUGUGACAUAGUUGGAAUUUAGGGCUCAAAACACUGCAGUCAAGCAGCAGUUACGAAUGAUACCACUCAGGUUUUAAGCUCGGAUCAAGUUACAACAACCGAACGACGUUUUCCUGUUCUCGUGCAGCUUUCGAUAGCUUAUAAAAGCCUCAGUGAGUGAUUUAACGUGUGAUAGUUAGAAUUUAGGGCUCAAAACCCUGCAGUGAAGCAGCAGUUACGAAUGAUACCCUCAGGUUUUAAGCUCCGAUCAAGUUGCAACAACCGAACGACAUUUUCCUGUUCUCGUGCAGCUUUCGAUAGCGUAUACAAGCAUCAGUAAGUGAUUUAACGUGUGAUAGUUAGAAUUUAGGGCUCAAAACCCUGCAGUCAAGCAGCAGUUACGAAUGAUACCCCUCAGGUUUUAAGCUCCGAUCAAGUUACAACAACCGAACGACGUUUUCCUGUUCUCGUGCAGCUUUCGAUAGCUUAUAAAAGCCUCAGUGAGUGACUUAACGUGUGAUACACUUGGAAUUUAGCGCUCAAAACACUGCAGUCAAGCAGCAGUCACGAAUGAUACCCCUCAGGUUUUAAGCUCCGAUCAAGUUGCAACAACCGAACGACGUUUUCCUGUUCUCGUGCAGCUUUCGAUAGCUUAUAAAAGCCUCAGUGAGUGACUUAAUAUGUGCUACACUUAGAAUUUAGCGCUCAAAACCCUGCAGUCAAGCAGCAGUUACGAAUGAUACCCCUCAGAUUUUAAGCUCUGAUACAGUAUCAACAACAGAACACAGCUUGCCUGCCCUCAUAUAGCCUUCAAUAGCUUAUAAAAGCCACAGUGAGUGAUGUAACAUGUGAUACAGUCAGAAUUUCAGGCUCAGAAACCCGCAAUCAAGCAGCGGUGUCGAGUGAUACCGCUCAGGUUCUAAGCUCCGUCCCGAUUUGGACAACCAAACAACGUUUUCCUGUCCUCAUAUGGCCUGUGAUAGCUUAGAAAUUCCACAGUGGAACCCCUGUAGCUGACCAGAAAGACCAGGACUGUCAGAUAUCAUACAUGAAUUGGGUAUGGGAUAGAGAGAGAAGUAUUGGGAUUCUAUUGGAGAAUUUGCAUACCCGUGCUUAUGCUAGUCCUCACUAGGCCAACCAAAGCAGGCACACAAUUGUUCUCGUGCUGAGCUGACAGAUUUGUAACUGACACUGUUUACCUAUAAUUAGGGUGUGCGAAUAUUCGAAAUUUCGAAUACGAAUCGAAUAUUAAAUCUGAAUUAUUCGUAUUCGAAUCAAGGGCUAAGUAUUCGAAAAUUUUCGAAUAUUCGAAACCGUUUUCGGGCGUAUCGGAGAUAAAAAGAAAUUACAAAAUAUAACGCUCGAAGUCAUCGCAAGAGCACGGUUUCGGUUUUCGCAUAGUUUCGCUUUUGUUUCAACCGAAUUGUCAUUGGCAUUUCAACAUGGCUGCCACUCUCGUGUUCGCGGCGGGCUUGUCUUCCAUGUUUUAACUCUUCACUGGUCAAGCAUGAACGCAGUUUGUUUCGCCUGUUUCACCUUUCAAGUUCAAGACAUGCGAGACACGUCCAACGCUGAGGAUGACGUCGAACCCUCUGUUACGAAGCUCAAAGAACGCAGCAGCAUCUGGAAGUACUUUCGCCGAGCUACGCGUUCAUCGGCGGAGUGUGAUGCAUGCAAGUUCGUAUUGCAAACGCCGACAGGCACAACGACGCCUCUCGUAAACCAACUUAAGCGUCAUCCUGCCCUUUUGAAGGAGUAUAACGACGCAAAGGCAUCCCAAAGAGAUCAGCCUACGCUCAAAGACUUGCUACGUGGUACGGAGCCUCUGCCGGCGAAGAAGAGAUGCGCUCUCAACAGCAAGCUCACAGCAAUGGUGGCGCUUAACCUUCAGCCGUACAGUAUUGUGGAGGACCGUGGAUUCAGAGAACUGAUGUCGGAGGCCGUCCCAAGUUACCGCUUGCCGUGCAGAUCUACGCUGAAAGGACUUAUAUUGGACGAACUAAACGCCCAUGCCACAUGGUCUGAACUAGAAGGUGAGCUCAUCGACUUCGAGCAAAGUGCAAACAAUGUUGCAGCCACCUCAUCACAGGUGUGGAAUGCAUUUGACAACUUGGCAAACUCAGACGAAGUGUUUGAACCAGAAAGAGAAGUUGAAGGAUAUGCAAAUGAUGUGCUGUUGAAGAGGGACUUGAGUCCCUGUCAGUGGUGGCAGACGACAGGUCGAUUCAGCUACCCACACCUUGCACAACUUUGCUAUCGUUACUUGGCGAUCCCAGCUACCUCCGUUCCAAGUGAGAGGGCAUUCUCUGCUGCUGGGGCUGUGGUGUGUGCACGAAGGGAACGUCUGUUGCCUGAGCACGUGGAACAGCUCGUCUUUCUUCAUAAUAAUUUGUGAAAUUUCAACUUCUUUUGUGUUGUGUGUGUUGAACUUGCAAGUUUGAGUCCCAAAACUGGGCUACGGUCAAUUGACAAUUACUAGUCACUUCAUUUAGUUUCUUUUACAAUGCAUGGAAAAUUUGAACGUUCCGCAGUCCAUGAAAAUAAAAACGCGAUCGUUACUUGAUAACAAUUGCUUUUGUCUACUAUGCUCCAUGCAUGUGCACAUACUGUAUGCCGAUGAUUCGAUAUUCGACCAAAAUUAUUCGUAUUCGAUUCGAAAUCAGAAAUCCACUAUUUCUCAGUAAUUUCACACUACUCACAAUUAUGUUUUACUUUCAGUUCAAGUUCUUCAAACAGAGCUGACCCAGCAGAAGGCCUCUUGUGGCAUACUGUAAUCAAGUGCGCCACUCCCACGGGAUUAUUGCAUUGGCCUUUUGCAUGCCUGAAUGCUGUCCAGGGCAUCGCACAGGCACCAGCUGCAUGACGAUGCCCCACCCCACAGAUUGUCUUAUGCCAACAGCGUGCUCCCGUAGGGAACUAUGGACACUAGAAGAAACAGCACACCUGGACGAAGUAAACAAACGGCCCUUAUCAGGGCCACCAUAUGUCUGCCACAAUGGCUAGCGCUCUGCUGAUAGAACAAACCCUGAUGAUGAUAGAAGAUCACUGAACUAACCAUAACUCAAGCACGAUGGCUACAACAGUGCUGAUAGAAAGCAAUCAUUACAGUUGCAAAUGCCAUACAUUUCGUUAAGCACUAUAUUUUUGAUGCCAGUAAGAUUUAGAGCUGAAGGAGUCAUGUUCUGCAACUUUUAGGAUGGUCAAUGUAUGCAUCACAGAACAUAUUGCUAAGGUGAACAUUAUGUGGUACCGACUAUAACUCCUGUUAUUCAUUCGCACAGAAAAUAUGAAGCAGAAAAUGUCGAGGUUGUUGCGAGAGACCUGUACUAUGUCUGUUCUAUGUCUUUUGCAAAAGCUAUCACCGUUUCUCGACAAAAGUGACAUGGAGAAUGUACUGGAUGCCUCCAUUUUUCCCCUUUCUCUCCGUACUAUAAAGAUAGUUCUUUUUGUGUAGUCCAAUAAUACGAGAAUUUGAAAAAAGGUCUUUGGGUGUACUUGACAUAAUUGUGUGCCAGUCUAUAUCAUUGAACCCCCGUGGCACUGAGGACAAAACUUUACGAGACAGUAUAUUUGGCAGUGAUGGCCAGUAGUUAACUACAUGUAGUUAAACUACUAGUUAAACUACCUCAUUGUAGUUAAAAAGUAGUUAUCAACUACUUGUAGAAAUGUAGUGGCAACUACUAGUUAAACUACUAUUUUAAGUGGUUAACUACAGUAGUUAAGUUACUGAAGGCGUCAACUACUUCCGAUUUUGCCGCAAGCUUUACGGCACGAUUGUGCUUCCGACUUUUGCCUUGAGCUACUUGUUUGAUGAGAACGGAGGUGCAGAGCAAUUGUGUGGUGCACGUGUACUAAAUCUUCACUUUUAAUUAGAGGUGUGCGAAUAUUGAAAUUUUCGAAUACGAAUCGAAUACGAAUAUCGACAAAAUUGUCCUUCGAAUAUCGAAUAUCACGUCACAGGAUAACGGCUUCUAAGAGUUAAUUAAGUUAAUUAAGCCCUGGAAAAAAGCGUCGUCACAGUUGUGUUCUGCUGAUCCUUAGAAAAAUGUCCCAAGUGCGAAGGAGGAAUAUGUAUUAAUGUAUUGGCUUAGCAUAGAGCAUACAUGCUUAUAUGCACAUGUACAGUAAAAUUAUUUUUACAAUGAAACAGUGUGCUGUUCUCAUGAGGCAAGCUGAAAACCGCAAGCAAAAACUUUCAUUUCGAAAAUCUUUCAUGAACAGUGAACACCUGUGUUGGCAUUGUAAAGUGCUGGUGAAACAGAUAGAAUGGAAGUAAAGAGCAAUGACAUAUACAGAGUGUGGGAUGAUUUAGUGAUCAGCACCUCAGAAUGAAAAUGAUGGUGGCAAGUGGUCUCUUCUUGCAUUGACAAUGCCUUCCGCAUUUGUCGUGAAGGCUAGAAACUGCACGGUUUCACUGUUCUCACGCGUGACGUCACGCGUGAGACCAUCGUUACUGACGGUAAUGCAUAGCUUGGAACGGCCUCAUGCAUUAUAGCGUGGUAAAACUGCGAUCCUCGACGAUGUUGUAUGACUCUAUCACGCGUGAUUGUUUCCGCGACGUUCGUGUUCAGCGCUCGUUUCAUUUCACAGCGGAAAUCAGCGCGCGGACCUCAAACUUUGUCGCGCCGGCGGCGACGCGCGUGAGUCGCGAGCAAAAUCGAUCCAUGAAGGUUGGGCUUAAGGCUAUAUAUGCGUCUUGCUAUCAUCUGUAACAACAGUUAGCGCAGUUUCAAAUUACUGCAGCAUUAUACUGUCGUCCUAGUUGGCGCUUUCAUACGGUCGCAGAGCGCCGGAGUUGGAGAAACUAUGUCGAAAUAUCAACACGUCGCACUCGUUGAUUAUCGCCGUCAUCGAACGCGACCAUAAUUGUAUCAUAUAUCGCUGACAACCACAAAUCGAAACCGAAAAAGACGCAUUCGAGACGCAAGUUCUGGCUGUGCAUCCGAUGGGACGCUGAACAGCGGUGUUCAGCUCAACGUCAACAAAAUUUCGAUAUUUAACCGUAAUUUCACCGAACUGUAGGCCUCAUACGAAUGUUCAAAGUUCGCUAGCAAUCCACUAAAGCCACGACAGUGCUGACGAUGUAUGAAACGUACCGCGGUUACGG
This is a messenger RNA of Ornithodoros turicata, 5871 nucleotides long. RefSeq lists its product as uncharacterized. The transcript is spliced from 2 exons. NCBI's taxonomy places the organism in Eukaryota, Metazoa, Arthropoda, Arachnida, Ixodida, Argasidae. The coding region runs from base 2272 to 3159 and encodes 295 amino acids. Gene Ontology annotation, molecular function: protein dimerization activity; DNA binding. The record is from RefSeq and is a predicted model, not a curated record.